AAAUGAAAUGUUUCUCGACAGCUCGUUGUUUUCGGGGUUCAACUCGUCUAGUCUGUCGUUUGUUUGCAAGCCUUGCGGAAGUACUGACGUGUUCAGUUUGGCUCGGGUGGUCUGGUAGCUGAAGUCGAGCCGGGUAGUGACACAGCGGCUAUAUCAGAAUGUCAGAAGGGGACAGUGUUGGGGAGUCAAUCCAUGGAAAACAAUCUAUAGUCGCCGCCUUUUUCACUCGUGUUGGACAGAUCUAUCAGUCAUGGCUAGACAAGUCAACACCAUACUCUGCAGUCCGAUGGGCCUCCACUCUUUUACUUACCGCUUUAUACAUGAUCAGAGUGUACAUAUUACAGGGUUGGUAUAUAGUAACAUAUGCCUUGGGAAUCUACCAUCUGAACCUGUUCAUUGCAUUUCUAUCUCCAAAAGUGGAUCCUUCACUCCUUGACGAAGAUGAGGGCCCUGCCCUUCCGACCAAGCAGAAUGAAGAGUUCCGUCCUUUCAUCCGAAGGCUACCCGAGUUCAAAUUCUGGCAUUCAGCAACAAAAGGCAUUGUCAUUGCCAUGAUUUGCACAUUUUUUGAAGCCUUCAAUGUGCCUGUGUUCUGGCCCAUACUUGUCAUGUACUUCAUUAUGCUCUUCUGCAUCACCAUGAAAAGGCAGAUCAAGCAUAUGAUCAAGUAUAGAUACCUACCAUUCACGCAUGGGAAAAGGACAUACAAAGGCAAGGAAGACACAGGGAAACCUUUUGCAAGUUAAAAGUCUCACUUUUCUUAUUUGUUUGAAAUUUACCAUUCACAGUGCAAGGGUUUAGAUCAUUUUUUGGGAUGGGGCAGUUAUAAGACACGAUUAAAAAAAAAAAAAAACUGAUUUUUGAUCCACGUUUGACAGUGUUGUAAGAAAAUACAAACGGCGCCGAUCAAAGAAGUCUGAAAGUGUUGCCUUUGUCUUCUAAGGUUUUGGGAGGGCUUUGUCCUAAUUUUAGAUAUGGCCAACAUUUGUUGAGUAGUUAGAGAGACUUGGUGCUGCCUUUUGCCUUUGAAAGCUUAUUAUUCAUGUUAUGUAAAAGUCAUCAAGAACCACAAUUUAAAAAAAAAAAAAAAAACUGCGAUAAACCAUUUAAAAAACAAGCCGCCCACGUUAAACAUAUUUUUUAAUAAAAUCCCAUCAGCAAGUUCUUGGUUUCAUGCAAUAUUAGUAGUUAAGUGUCGAUUAUUACAUUAUGAAGUGAAAAGGGUACAUAAAGGAAGCAAAAGGUUUUUACUUUGAACUACUAAAAUGUGCUUCUACUCUGAAAUUUGUCAGCUGUCUUGUACAAAAUUUACAUUUGUUGCAUUUCAGAGAUGCUAAAGUGAGACUUUCACCGCUGUUUAAAGUAUUUCAAUUGAUUGAUGAAAAACUUAUAAUUGGUGUUAAAUGUUCACUCACUUACUACAUUAUUGGAUGCAAGUCACACAAACACAUUUUGGCCCGCUAGUCGCUUAAAAUUGUUACUUUGAGGGCAUUUUGCUUGAAAUGGGAAGGCCAUGAAUUUGCUUUACCUCAGAUUUGAACAUAAAAGAACAGAACACCUCGUCUUCAGACAGGCAACCCAAAUGCAGUUUGUAAUGUGCUCCUUUGAGGUGGCUGUAUAGUCUCUAUUUUCAGUGGCUACGUUUACAUGGACAAAAUUUCCUGAAUCCAAUCAGUAUUCGGAUCAAAAUUAAGAUCGGAUAUACUGUUUCCAUGGACAAGAAAAAUAUGAGGACUUGUGUGUUCAUGCAUCAGAACAGCAGUCGGAACAAAUUAUUCAACGUGCGCAGAUUGACGCUGCUUUCAUGAAGUGUCGUAAUUAUGGUAGAUUAAGUUUUUUUAAGAAGAUGUGUCAUUAAUUUGCACGUUUUUUUUUGGCACCAACAUAAUAACAUAGUUGUACACAUUAAUAAAAAUCUUAUUUUUCAAUCAAGUGUUCGCUACAAUGUUGAGUUACAGACAAAAACUUACCGUUUGCAUUUUGAUGCAUUUUUUUCUUCUUGUUGUAGAUGAAUUAAUAGGUCUAAAACAAGUUUUUUUCCACGCAACAAACCAACAUAAAGUCCAUGUCUGCUGCUUUAUCGCUAUGACAACGAAAACAAAUGAACAUGACGUACUCAAAAUUACCAAUGUAGUAAAUCUUCAUCUUUCCCGCAGCUUGACUGAAUAUCCUGGGAAAAGUAGUAGAAGAGCAACUCGUACUGAUUUCUCAACUGGUUAAUGCAACAAAACAUCGUUCCUGCUAUUCAAACAGAAAACGUUAGCUUUAUUUAGUGUAUUUUUCCAGUUUUUCCGACAUUAACGUUCAACAAUUUCUAAGAUCUUUUAAUAUUUCCAGCAACAUGUUCGUUGCUUGAGUUCAUUGUUGUCAUUCUUGCGCUUAUCCUGUCUUGCGCUCGCUCUGCUGCUAGCUUCCAGGAAUAACAAAAACGCAUACUGUAUAUUGACGUCACAGGUAAGGUAAGUUUGUUCCAAAGUUUUGGAAUAAAGUGUUUUCAUGCGCGCCGAUCGGUUUAUUAAUCUGUAUGAACCACCCCUCUUGUUUGGAAUAGAAGCUUGAUCAGAGCAAGUUGGAUUGGGCUACAGUAUUCAAAAUGGGGUGUGUACUUGAAGCCUUUUUAUUCCGGUCAAGCUUUUAAUUCAAAUAAAGUGUCCAUGUAAACGUAGACAAUGAGUACAUUUUUUGGGAGCUCUGGAAUGUUUUUAGCCACUCCUGCUUUCGGGGUACUGCCUUUUUUUUUCAGCAUUGAUUAGGCUUUGGAAGAAGCAAAAUUGAGUCUUUUGACAUUACUGUUUGAAAAGCCUGGGUGCCAUUUCUUAGACAAGCGUAGACAAGGUAUUGUACUCAUGUAUAACAUGUUUGUUCUUCAUAAAAAAUGACAGUCAUUCCAUGCAAACUGUUCUUUUCUUUUGCAGAGGAAACAUAAGAAAACUGAGAUUGAGGGCUUUUAUUGUGUCAAAUGGAUGAAGUGGGUGGCGAUCACACUUUUUUGUCUACCCCAUGAUGACUUUUUUUUUUUCUUUUAAUAUAGAUAUUGUUUUCCCAAAUACUGGAAAAUAUUGCCCUUACGGAACUCUGAUCGACAUUGUUGUAAGGGAACAAACAUAUUUCCUGUAAAAAGUUGUUUUCAAGGGGUCGUUGAAAAGAUUUGUACAUAUAUGUAUAUCUUUAAAUAUGACAUUUGAGAUUUAUUUUUGUUUUCCUCCCCUUUAAUCAUUAUGGAAAUUUGCUAGUGUUUAAAUGUCAUUUGAAAUUGUUAGAAGCAGAACUGUUUAAUUGGGUUCUUGAGUUCAUGCAUUCAAUCUGUUUCUUAUGACACGCAUGUUUUUGAUUUCUUAUGUAACUGUUCAAAACUUGGUUUUAAUUACAUAAAUGUAAAAUUUUCCACUUCAAAUGCUAUUAAAAAAGGAUAUGUCUCUUGAAACAGUA
Molecule: messenger RNA, 3429 nt
Organism: Corythoichthys intestinalis (scribbled pipefish)
Lineage: Eukaryota; Metazoa; Chordata; Actinopteri; Syngnathiformes; Syngnathidae
Gene: rer1
Product: retention in endoplasmic reticulum sorting receptor 1
Exons: 7
Coding region: 159-746 (195 amino acids)
Biological process (GO): protein retention in ER lumen; retrograde vesicle-mediated transport, Golgi to endoplasmic reticulum
Cellular component (GO): Golgi membrane
Source: RefSeq, a predicted model, not a curated record